Miscanthus lutarioriparius is the source of this 702-nucleotide messenger RNA. Lineage: Eukaryota; Viridiplantae; Streptophyta; Magnoliopsida; Poales; Poaceae. The record is from the annotation of a GenBank genome assembly.
AUGAAGAAGGCGUCCAGGUACCUGAAGCAGCUCUUCUCCUCCAUCGUCGCGGCAGUGAAGGCCAGGUCCACCGCCGUGAUGGGUAUCAAGGCCAGCUCCCUGCGGACGCGCCUCAUCGUGCUCGGCAUCACGCGCAACAAGAAGCUCCUGCUCAGCGCCAUCCAGAGCAAGAUCCACGCCAUCAUGGGAGGCAGUAGUAGCCACAGCAGCAGCAAUGCGGUGGGCGCCAGCCGCGGCGGCGGCGGCGGCGAGAGCGAGCGCCUGUUCCUAGCCAGCAGCGGCGCCAGGAAGGCCGCGCUGCUGCAGAGCCUGCCGAGCUUCGCUGUGGAGCAGGAGGCGAGGGCGGUCGUCCUGCUCAGCAGCCUGCCGAGCUUCGCGCUGGAACGGAACGCCGCCGCCUGCGGCGGGCGCCAACGAGGACAAGGACGUGGUGGAAGCAGCAGCAGCAGGCGAGAAGCAUCUUGCUACCGUGGACGACGCCGCCGUCGCCGCUCCUGCAGGGUCGGCGGCGGAGGGCGAGUUCCGGCUGGAGGACGAGAUCGACCGCGUGGCGGACGUCUUCAUCAGGCGGUUCCACGAGCAGAUGAUGCUGCAGAAGCUCGAGUCCUUCAAGAGGUUCUGCGAGAUGCUGGAGAGGGGCGCCUGAAUGUCUAUAUCCCACUCGCAUUGCAUGCCAAUCUUAAUGGUUCAUCUAAUAAUUAA